AUGGCAAAGGCGAUUUGCAAUUUGAGCACCACUACCAACGCUCUGCAGCAGCCCCACCUCCUUCCUCAUCAGGCUCGUGAAGCUGCUGCUCGAUCGGCGGCUCUUCAUUCAACGACUCCAACUACUGCACAGGAUGUUCUUCCUCAUACCUCCAAUUCCUCUUUACUCUCCACAUCAUCCCUCAACCACCAGCACUUGAGGUCAAUCACCAAUUCAUCGCCUCCAGGUGGCUGCUUGAGCUCUGGUAACCACCAGCAUCAACAGCAGCUGUCUUCAUCACCUUCUGCCUCUAUUAGAUCCCCCUCCACUGCCAAUCCUAGCACCCUCUUGUCUUCUAAUCCCCCUACACUUACUCAUGUCACAACACCAUUGAAUGCUUUCAUCCACCACCCAUAG
Molecule: messenger RNA, 396 nt
Organism: Rodentolepis nana
Lineage: Eukaryota; Metazoa; Platyhelminthes; Cestoda; Cyclophyllidea; Hymenolepididae
Source: the annotation of a GenBank genome assembly